This is a messenger RNA of Cuculus canorus (common cuckoo), 4503 nucleotides long. RefSeq names its product stromal antigen 3 (gene STAG3). Lineage: Eukaryota; Metazoa; Chordata; Aves; Cuculiformes; Cuculidae. Gene Ontology annotation, cellular component: nucleus; chromatin; cohesin complex. Gene Ontology annotation, molecular function: chromatin binding. Gene Ontology annotation, biological process: sister chromatid cohesion. The record is from RefSeq and is a predicted model, not a curated record.
UUUGGGGGUCUCCCCAUCCCUGAGGUUUUGAGGUCCCCUCAUCCCAUCCCUGAGGCUUUGGGGUCCCUUCAUCCCAUUUCUGGGGUUUGGGGGCCCUCCUAUCCCUUCCCUGGGGUUUUGGGGUCUCCCUGUCCCUGAGGUUUUGGGGUCCCCUCAUCCCAUCCCUGGGCUUUGGGAUCCCUCCCAUCCUGUCCCUGAGGGUUUGGCCCCAUCCCGCCCCUGGGGUUUUGGGGUCUCCUCAUCCCUUUGGUUUUGGGUCCCCCUCAUUCCUUCCCUGGGGUUUUGGGGUCCUCUUAUCCCAUCCCUGGCAUUUUGGGGUCUCCCUGUCCCUGACAUUUUGGGGUCCCCCCAUCCCAUCCCUGGGAGUUUGUCUGCCCCCCCCCCCAUCCCAUCCCUGAGGUUUUGGAUUCCCCUCAUCCCAUCCCUGGGGUUUUGGGGCACCCCAAUCGCAUCCCUGGGGUUUUGGGGUCCCCCCAUCCCACCCCUGGGGUUUUGGGGCGCCCCUGACCCCCUCUGCCUCCCGCAGGCCCCGCCAUGGCACCGCGCCGCCCCGCCAGCGCCCAGGGCGCCUCGUCCAGCCCGGCCGCGGGAUCCGCUGUGGGGCAGAGCAGCUCCGCCCCGGCCACCGACACCCCGGACUUCGGCAGCGACGACUCCGGCAGCGACUUCGAGGAGACGCUACGGCUGCGCGGCAAGAGGGGGUCUCGCCGGGGUGCUGCCCUCCCGGUAUGUCGUGCACCCCGUUUUCCACAGGGUCACCCCCAGUUCUGGGGCUGCUCCGGAGUGCGGUGUCCCCUCUCCCGGCAGGUCCCGAAACGUCCCCGGAGCAGCGAUCCUGGCGGGGAUGGGAGCGGCACGGAGCAAAGCGGCCUCUUCGAGGCUGUCCGGUCAGCCAAGGUCGCCAUGGAGGCCGUGGUGGACGAUUGGCUGGAGACGUACAAGCAGGACCGGGAGGAGGGAUUCCUGGAACUCGCCAACUUCAUCGUGCGCUCCUGCGGCUGCAGAGGCACCGUGACUCCGGAGAUGUUCCGGAACCUGCAGAACUCGGAGAUCAUCCAGCAGCUGACGGAGAAGUUUGAGGAGGAUUCGGCCGAUUAUCCGCUCUCGCUGAGCACUCAGCCCUGGCGCCGCUUCCGCGCCAGCUUCUGCGAGCUGCUGGCGGUGCUGGUGCGGCGUUGCCAGUACAGCGUCGUCUACGAUGAGUUCUUGAUGGAUUCGCUCAUCUCGCUGCUCAUCGGCCUCUCCGACUCCCAAGUGCGAGCGUUCCGUCACACCAGCACCUUGGCAGCCAUGAAGCUGAUGACGGCGUUGGUCAACGUGGCGUUGGCCGUGAAGCUGCACCAGGAGAACAACCAGCGGCAGUUCGAGGCCGAGAGGAGCAAGGAGCCCGGCCGCCGCGCCACCGACAAGCUGGAAGCGCUGCUGGAGAAGCGCCGCGAGCUCCAGGAGCAGCAGGAGGAGAUGGAGAACAUGAUGAACGGCAUCUUCAAGGGCGUCUUCGUGCACCGCUACAGAGACGUCGUCCCGGAGAUCCGCGCCAUCUGCAUGGAGGAGUUGGGGACGUGGAUGAGGAGCUACGCGGCCUCGUUCCUCACCGACAGCUAUCUCAAAUACCUCGGGUGGAGCCUCUACGACAAGCAGCGGGAGGUGCGCAUGCAGUGCGUGAAGGCGCUGCAGGGCCUGUACGGGAGUCGCGACAUGGCCGCGCACUUGGAGCUCUUCACCAGCCGCUUCAAGCCGCGCAUGGUGGCCAUGGUGCUCGACAAGGACACCGACGUGGCCGUGCAGGUGGUGAAGCUGCUGACGCUGAUGCUGGAGAACAUGGAGGAGGCGCUGACGGAGGACGACUGCCGCAGCGUUUACCCCGCUGGUCUACGUCUCCAGCCGCUCGCGCUCGCCUCCGCUGCCGGACUUUUCCUCUACCGCAGCCUCGAUUUCCUCCCCGCUCGCCGUGGGGAGCGCCUGGCGCGCGGCCAACCCUCCCCAUCCCGAUCCAAUCCACGUAAUGGGAGCGAGCCACGCCGUAACCGCAUCCUUAACGGGAACGUGGCCCGGGGCGGCGCGAGACCGGCACGCGCUGGCUCCGCUGCUACGAGCCUCGUCCGCGUGUCCCGCUCGGACGCGGCGGCGGUGUCCGGCGGCGCCGUGUUUAUCUCGGCGCGGGCCUUGGCGGCUCCUGGCGGAGAGGCCGUGUUUGGGCUCGGUCCCGGCUGCGUCGUCGGCACAGCUGCGGCUGCCGUCAGCGCGGAUCCUCCCCGUCCCUCGGGGGAGCGGCUGCCGCCCCUCUGUCCCCCGCGGAUUCCGCUCCUGGCACGUCCCCCGGCUCCGUUCCCGCAACACGGAGGGUCUUUUGGGGGGACACGGGGACACCCCCGCAGGCUGCUGGAUCCCCGGCGAGGGGCGGAUGCGGAGGCGUCAGCGUCGCGCGAUGGUGACAACCGAGUCUUCUUCCGUCUACUUCUGAACUUCUUCAUUGAGAGUGAGCUGCACGAGCACGCGGUGUACCUGGUGGACAGUCUGUGGGAGUGCGCCGGAGCGCGGCUGCGCGACUGGGACACCGUCGGAGCGCUCCUGCUGCGGGGGGGCGCCCCCGGACGGGUUGCAUCCUGCCCGCUGGAAGCCGAGGAGUGGGAGGCACUGGGAUCGACUGGGACGCACUGGGAUCUGUGGGAGGGUUACGGGGGGGGCUCUGGGCCGCCCCCCAUUAUUUCCGCCCCCCCCCCAGGGCUGUCGGACGCGCAGGAGAAGGCGCUGGUGGACAUCCUGGCGGCGAGCGUGGCGCGGGCGGCCGAGGGGCGGCUGCCGGUGGGCCGCGGCCCCGCCACCAAGCUCUCGGCGCGGGAGCGCAAAGCGCAGGCGGAGGAGCGGUCGCGGCUCAGCCAUUGCCUCAUCCCGGUGCUGCCGCAGCUCCUGCUUAAGUUCUCCGCCGACGCCGAGAAAGUGGCUCCGCUCCUGGAAACGCUGCAAUGCUUCGACCUCAGCGUCUACCGCACCGGACGCCUCGAAAAGCAUUUGGAUUCGGCGCUGGAGCAGCUGCAGGAGGUGAUGGAGAAGCACACGGAGGGAGCGGUGCUGGAGGCGGCGUCGCGGGCGCUCCACGCGCUCUGCGAUCCCCAAGUGGCGCUGAGCGGCCGCGCCCAAACGGCCAGGGGGCGGCUGGCGGACCGGCUGGCCGACAAGUGCCACCGGGAGGUGACAGACCUGCUCCAGGCCGUGUCCCUGGAGGAGGAGGAGCUGUACAGUAUGGCCGCCACACUGCGCCGCAUCGCCGUCCUCUUCACUGCCCACGAUCUGACUCCGUGGCAGCUUGAGCCGUGUGUGCGGCUGCUGCGCCGCGCGGUGGCGACGGGAGAGGUUCCCCCACAGGUCCUCGUUCCCACCAUCUCCUGUCUGACCUUCCAUAUCCUCUGGGAUCUCUCCCACCUGCCGAGCACCGACGUCCCCGAGGAGCCGCUGCAGCGCCUUCGCUCGCGCUCCACCUCCUUCGUCUCGCUGUGCCAGAGCUGCCUGCUGGACGCGGACGGCCGGCGUGCGGGAAACAGUCGCCUGCGCGCCGCCAUGCUGCCAACAUGGCGGCCUUCGUGGCGCUCGCCGACCUCCUGGUGGUGUUGGGCCCGCGGAUGGCGCAGGACGGCGCGAGGCGCUGGCGCGCUGGUGCUGCUGCCGGACACGGAGCUGCAGGCCCAACUCGCCGCCUUCCUCAUGGAUCACGUCUUCAACGACGGCGGCGAAACGGCGCCCGAGGACGAGAGCGAGAGCCGCAUCGCCGAACUGCACCAGCGCCGCGUCCUCCUCGCCGCCUUCUGCAAACUCUUCCUCUACGGUGGCCUCGAGCUCCGCGCCGCCUCCGACGUCUUCAAACACUACGGAAAGUUCUACAACGACUAUGGGGACAUCAUCCGGGAGACGAUGAACUGUGUGCGUCAGAUCGACCGCCAGGAGUGGGCACAGACCCUCCUCCUCAGCCUCCAGCAGCUGAUGUCGGAGCUGCUGCUGACUGAAGGCCCCGAGAUCCGCGCGUCCGAGGGCUUCCGGGAGAUCCGGGACCUGGCGCGGCGCUUCUCGCUCUUUCUUCAGUCCCCACUCCGUCCACCACCGCCCGGGAGCUGCUCCGUCUCCACCGGUCAGGGGGGCUGCGGCCUCCGUUUGGGGGUUCCGGGGGAGGGGGUGCGCUUCGCUGUGGGCCCCCCGGGACAGGCGGUGGUUCCCCCGACUUUGCCGUUCCUGGAGGUGCUCAGCGAGUUCUCGCCCCGACUGCUGCCCCCCGACCCGCGCCUACCUGGGGGUCCCGGCGCCCCCAGGUUGGCGUUGGUGGAGCGGCUGUGCCGCGAGCGCUGGUCGGGAGGUGGCGACGGCGCCGCGUGGACCCCCAUCGCCGCGUACCGGCAGUCACUGCGGCCCCCGGGAGAGGACCCCGCGAACCCCGCGAACCCCACGAACCCCACGAACCCCGCGAACCCCGCCAAGAGGCCCCGGCGCCACGGUGAGGGACCCCAAAACUGA